CGGCGGGCAUCCGGCGUGGGUUUCAGCUUCGAGCCGCUCCCAGAUCCGCGGCGUUGCUGGAAGUAGUGAAGAUUGCAGGGAAACAUUCACCAUCCGGUUUUUUUUGUUCUGAAGAAAGUCUGGCAGCGGUGCACCCAUUUCCAUUAUUCAUAUAGCCCUUUCGACACAAGUGUGUGUGAAAAUGAGAUGCUGACAUCUUUACAGUUCUCGUCAACUCACACUAUUGAUUUUGGGGCUUGGUUCACUUUGGCACCAUGAGUAAGCCACAAGAAGAAAAGCAGCUGGAGGCAUCAGUGGAUGCAAUUAUCAGUCGCGUGGCUGAUCUGAAGAACUCUUUGGCAGCUUUCAUCCUGAAACUGGAGAAUGAAUUUGAUCGGAUGAACUGGCCCUCAGUCUUGGAUAACUUUGCUCUGGUAUCUGGGCAGCUAAACACCUUGAACAAGCUCCUAAGGAAUGAUAAAACACCGAUUCUAAGAAAUCAGGUCAUCAUUCCAUUGCUGCUUUCUCCUGAUCGUGAUGAUGAAUUGAUGAAACUAACAGAGGGUCGAGUUCCAGUUUUCAGUCAUGAAGUGGUUCCAGAUCAUCUCCGGACUAAACCAGAUCCAGAAGUUGAAGAACAGGAAAAGCAACUAAGUGCAGAGGCAGCGCGUCUGGCACCUGAUGUAGCUCAGAAAUAUGUCCAGUCUAUGAACAAAAUGUGCAGUAACCUACUUGAGAAACUCAACAACACCCGGGAGGACCGUGAGACUGAGAGUGGAGCUCUGCGACAGAACAAGCAAACCUUUAAUCCAGCUGAUACAAAUGCUCUAAUCGCAGCAAUUGGAUUUGGAAAAGGAUUAUCCAAACCAAUCAGAGCACAACCCCAAGGUGGAACAGUGUCCUCAGGUCAGUCUGUACCAGGUAGUGGCCUGCAGGGAGGUCCAAGCCUGUCACAGGUAUCAAUUCAAGGUGGGCCAAGCCAACAGGGAUUGCCUGGGCAAGUUGCUUCACAGCAAGGUCAGCCAGGUAAAAUGCCAAGUACCAUAAAAACAAACAUCAAGUCUGCGUCAAUGCAUCCAUAUCAGCGAUGAGCCCUGUGGCAUAGAUGUUGUCAUAAAUUGCCAUAUUUAGUGUAAGGAACAACCUGAAAUGAAUGUUAACUUGGUUGAUAGUUUGAAGAUUUUUUAUAAUUUAAGCAUUUGUAUAUUUAUAUAGUACACUCAAGAUGGAAAUUUGAUAUUAAAUACAAUGCAUAUAUAAAGUGCUGCUGAAUCUUCAGGAAGAUUCUUACAAUAAACCUUCAGUGUACAACUUUCCUUUUUAUUCAUUACGUCCAUAAUCUGUGGAUUCCAAAUGGUACCCUGAAGCUAGAUUUACUAUAAUUGAAGAAUAAUCUUUGCAACAAUUAGCUAUUACAUGUAUUUGACCAAGUUUACUUAUGUAUUAAUGUUUUUCAUGAUAUAUUUUUGCAUUUUCAAACUGUCUUAAAAAUCCAUUUAAUA
This is a messenger RNA of Hypanus sabinus (Atlantic stingray), 1481 nucleotides long. It is a transcript of the gene med8, whose product is annotated as mediator complex subunit 8. The transcript has 7 exons. Gene Ontology annotation, biological process: regulation of transcription by RNA polymerase II. Gene Ontology annotation, cellular component: core mediator complex; mediator complex. Gene Ontology annotation, molecular function: RNA polymerase II cis-regulatory region sequence-specific DNA binding; transcription coregulator activity. The coding region runs from base 255 to 1070 and encodes 271 amino acids. NCBI's taxonomy places the organism in Eukaryota, Metazoa, Chordata, Chondrichthyes, Myliobatiformes, Dasyatidae. The record is from RefSeq and is a predicted model, not a curated record.